Biomphalaria glabrata is the source of this 1806-nucleotide messenger RNA. RefSeq lists its product as uncharacterized. The coding region runs from base 189 to 821 and encodes 210 amino acids. The transcript is spliced from 6 exons. NCBI's taxonomy places the organism in Eukaryota, Metazoa, Mollusca, Gastropoda, Planorbidae. The record is from RefSeq and is a predicted model, not a curated record.
GGCGAGUGAAGAGAGGCGCGCCGAUACAAAGUUGAACGUAGCAAGGCUUGACCAUCCUCAACACAAAAGGUAAAGCUCAAGUGUCAAAUUGUGCUAACGAACGAGGAGUUACCUGCACCUAGCCCAUUGUCUGGAUUUCUUGUUUCGUUAUAGUACAAUUAUUUGCAUAUAACUUCAUAACUUCCAAGAUGUGGUUACGUACAGUGUUCUUGUGUAAUUUAGUUUUUCUUUAUACUUCGCUGGCAAGAUUACAAACGUCAAAAAGCAGAAAAGGAUGUGCAUCUCUGAGAACGUGCCUCGACCCGUUCCCCAUGUUGGUAGAUCUGAUACAGAAAGACAAGGCCGGAGCUCUAGCAACACUCACUUAUGGAGUCCUAUUAGACAGUGUUUGCAGUAAGCAAAUGUCACUAAAUGAAUGCAUCUCUAAGUCUCCGUGUGACAUUUUUAACAAAUAUUAUGUCAGCCAUGCGGUGAGAGACACUCUGGAGUUUAUCUGUGGUGAAGGUAGAGAUGUGUUGCUGUCAGAAGCAGGGUGCUUCUCGAGGGAUGACUUUGAAUGGGGCGCCUACCAGUGUUCCAGGGCAAUGAGGCUGGAGUCGGACAUCGCCACUCUGCAAUUGCAGACAACUGUCAAUCUAGCAAAACAAGACAAACCAAGCAAAACCGUUACUGGACUAUGCGGAGUCUUUCAAAAUUUACUCAACUGUAUUCACAUCAACGUGGAGAGGACAUGUUCCAAGAAAGCUGCCAACUUUACAAGAUCAGUGUUUAAAAAAACUGUUGGCCCGUUUGCCAAGGAGCUAGGCUGCUCAUUAAAAUGAUCUGUCUCCCUUUUUAUUGUUUGUGCCCAUUUCAUUCAGCGACUCAAAGAGAAACAACUUACCUAUCUAUAGUCUAAAACACAAGUCACUUCAAUCUGAAUCACCAUAUAACUUUGUAUGAGGAUAUAAAAGUUGUGUAAUAUCUAUUAGGCCUACUACUUUUGUAAUAUUUUUAUUCUACAGUCAAAGAAAUGUUCACAUCUUGUGACUGCAUUGUUUUUACCAUGACUUGUACAGAUAAAUAAACUCCAUUACUGGCAUAAAGGUAGUCCUAAUCAACUUAAUAUUUUAUUGCAUUUGAUUUCUUUGAUCAACGACAAAUGUAGGCCUACACAAUAAGUUUUUCAAAUCACAUUAAUACAUGUACAUAUUUUUGCUACUAUACUGCUCAAAAUUAUUGCAGUCAAAAAUCAUUGUGUCAAUUUUUUUUUUAUUAUGAGAUUUUUCUUAAUGAAAGAUCUUUUGGUUCCAUUAUAUUUUACUUAGUAAUGAAAGCAGAUGAAUUUAAUAAGCCUGAAUUGUUAAAUGAUAUUAACUAACUAGUACCACUACAAGUAUUGCAGUCUGUGGAUGCAAUUUGAUAAUUGCACAUUUGGGCGUCCUAUAUAGACAUUAUCUGGUAUAAAACCAUGAAGUCAAGUGCAUUACAAUGGCGGUGGGAAAGACUUCAAUUCAUAUUUUGUCAUAUUCCUGAUUAGAUGUACUGUUCCAGUGUAAAGCAUCUUAAAUAGCUCAAAUAUAAAGAUUACAUGUAAACUUAAGUUUGACUUGGCAAGUGCCUGUGUGAUUGUCUAGUGAUAUUUUAUGUAAAAAGGUCAGACUGCAAAGAUAAUUGCAUUACAAAGUUUGCAUACGAUGUGAUGAUAUGAUACUAUUGAUGCUAAUGUUUAUGGUGCAUAUUGCUACAUAUUUCAUAGCAAUGUUCAUACGGUCUGUAUCAGUUUUAUCAUGUGUGUAUAUCUUAAUAAAAAACAAACAAUCUUAA